Scaptodrosophila lebanonensis is the source of this 949-nucleotide messenger RNA. It is a transcript of the gene viaf, whose product is annotated as viral IAP-associated factor homolog. Gene Ontology annotation, cellular component: cytoplasm. The record is from RefSeq and is a predicted model, not a curated record. The coding region runs from base 127 to 849 and encodes 240 amino acids. Gene Ontology annotation, biological process: protein folding. The transcript has 2 exons. Lineage: Eukaryota; Metazoa; Arthropoda; Insecta; Diptera; Drosophilidae.
ACUAUUGUCACUAUUAGUCAUUUAGCACGUUCAUUUCGUAUUUAUUUUUAGUUAGAAGAAAAAGCUUAAUAAAAUUACUUUAUAUUUAGUUGAAUAGGGACGAAGAACAACAGCUUAAAAUAUACAAUGCAGGACCCCAACGAAGACACUGAGUGGAAUGAUGUGUUGCGGGCCAAGGGAAUCAUUGGGCCCAAGCAAAAAGAAGCCGAAAUCACCGAAGAUCAAAUUCAGGCUCUCAUGGACGACGCAAUCCAGAGGCGUACAGAUAUGCCAUUACAAGAAGGCCAGCGCGAGAAGAAAAUAGACGACAUGUCGCUGGAUGAACUGGACGAGCUAGAAGAUUCCGAGGACGAGGCAGUCCUUGAGCAAUAUCGGCAACGGCGCAUUGCUGAAAUGCGUGCUACGGCAGAGAAGUCACGGUUUGGCAGUGUCCGGGAAAUUUCUGGCCAGGAUUAUGUAAACGAAGUGACCAAGGCUGGCGAGGGCAUCUGGGUGGUGUUGCAUUUGUAUGCCAACGGAGUGCCACUCUGUUCGCUCAUUCAUCAUCACAUGCAGCAGUUGGCACAGCGCUUUCCACAAACGAAGUUCGUGCGCUCUAUUGCCACAACGUGCAUACCGAACUUCCCCGAAAAGAAUCUGCCCACCAUAUUCAUCUAUCACGAGGGAUCUCUGCACAAACAGUUUAUCGGACCAGUAGAGCUGCGCGGCGAUAAGCUGACGGUGCAGGAACUCGAAUUUAUGCUUGGCCAGGCUGGCGCAGUGCCUACGGAAAUCAAAGAGGAUCCUAGACCCCAGAUCAGAGACAAAUUACUAGCUGAUUUGGAGGAUAAGAGCGCUGAUUUCUACUGAACACAUCAUAUUUUUAAUUUGCCAUCUUCAUGUUCUGUCAUUACCAUAAUUUUACUUUCUGUUCGUCCGUUUAAUAAAAUUGAUAUUGUUUUUUGCGAAA